CUGAAGAGAAACAUUCCAAAAAGUGGCGGCCAACCGUCAGGGCGUCAGGUGCGAUGUUCCGGCUUGUGCUCAGCCCUCCGUUUCCACAGAUCCACAGCCUAGCAUCUUUACUGCCCUAGCUCAGUCAACUGCUUUUGGUACGUACCAGGCCGGAGUCUCUCCAGUGAUCCCCCACAACUUGUCCGCCUGGUACGUACCAAAUAUCAGCAACUUGCUCUGAAUCUAGCUAGAUCUGGAAGAUAAGCCAAGGUUCAGCUUUGUCUUGUCGAAACUUAGAUCAGAUCUCAAGUUGAGCAGACAAAGUCAGUCACAAUCUGAAACCUUGCAUUGCAUUGUAACUGGAAGCAACCUCGCAAGCAUUAGCAGCCAUGGCUUCCUCCGCCCUCGCCUCUGUGGCCCGCCUCUCUGGCGCCUCUCUCUUCACGGCCUCCAGGACUGCUGCUCCCUCCAGCAGGACCUUCGCUCCCAUCCGCGCGGUUGCUGAUGACCCGGCGGCCCCCGAUGCCACGGUCACGCCCCCUGAUGUGCUGAAGUAUGCCAAGGAUCUGCCCGGUGUGACCCUGCCCUUCCCCAACAUCUUUGACCCUGCCACCCUCCUCGCCCGCGCUGCCUCCAGCGCCCGCCCCAUCAAGGAGCUCAAGAGGUGGCGCGAGUCUGAGAUUGUCCACGGCCGCGUUGCCAUGCUUGCCACCCUUGGCUUCAUUGUCGGCGAGCAGGUCGAGGACUUCCCCGCCCGCUUCUUCCCCCACGUUACUGGCCCCGCCAUCUACCACUUCCAGCAGGUCGAGAACGAAGGCGCCAUCUUCUGGGAGCCCCUGAUCUUCGCCAUUGCGCUUGCUGAGUCUUACCGUGUGGGCCUUGGCUGGGCCACCCCCGACUCCACCAACUUCAACACCCUCCGCGAGGAUUAUGAGCCCGGCAACCUGGGCUUCGACCCCCUCGGCCUCCUGCCCACCGACCCCGCGGCCAAGAAGGACAUGCAGAGCAAGGAGCUGAACAACGGCCGGUUGGCUAUGAUCGCCAUUGCUGGGUUCGUCGCCCAAGAGUUGGUCUCUGGACAGGGCAUCUUUGAGCACCUCUUCAAGAGGCUCGGCCUUGACUAGAUACUUGUACAUUCGAGUUGAGCAUAAAAUCAGGUUCCGGCCGACAAUCAUAAAUGCAUUGACAGGUGCCAAAAGGAUUUGAGAGUUUCUGGGACUGUUUUUCAGAUCAGUCCUCUGACCGUGUGGUAAAGUUAGACAUGAACAGGUUGUUUUCUGCAUGUGUGACAUAGUACAGGCUAUAUAAUAAGAUUGAGACAAUUCAGCUGCGCAGCAAGACAAAUAAGUGACAUUGCUUUUGGCGUAAAGCUCAUCGAGGUGCAACCUCAGAAUUGAUUGAAAUGAACGUUUCGAUGACUUCGCUCAGAACACAGUCCCCCCACUCAGACUGGAGAAGUUUGGGUAUCCAUUACUGUUCCAUUCAACUUCGUCUCCCGUCUCCGGCCUUAUAUUCAGACGUAUACACCAUCCACGAGGCGACCUGCGGAAAUAAGGAACAAGAUACGUAUGAGAAUAUGAGAAAAGUCGACCGUGA
This is a messenger RNA of Klebsormidium nitens, 1575 nucleotides long. The record is from the annotation of a GenBank genome assembly. Lineage: Eukaryota; Viridiplantae; Streptophyta; Klebsormidiophyceae; Klebsormidiales; Klebsormidiaceae.